Ochotona curzoniae (black-lipped pika) is the source of this 3080-nucleotide messenger RNA. It is a transcript of the gene ITIH2, whose product is annotated as inter-alpha-trypsin inhibitor heavy chain 2. Bases 79 to 2919 code for a protein of 946 amino acids. Lineage: Eukaryota; Metazoa; Chordata; Mammalia; Lagomorpha; Ochotonidae. The transcript has 21 exons. Gene Ontology annotation, biological process: hyaluronan metabolic process. Gene Ontology annotation, molecular function: serine-type endopeptidase inhibitor activity. The record is from RefSeq and is a predicted model, not a curated record.
UGAACUUGGUUCAGUAAAAAGAAGUGGAAUUCCCAGGACAUCUGCUCUGGAGUGCUUGGCAGAGCUGUCCAGAAAGAAAUGAAGGGAUUCAAGUGUUUUCUCAUCUGCUUCUUUCUUUUGGAAGCACAAGCCUUCGAAAUACCCACAGAUGAACUUUCUGAAUUUGCAGAAUAUGGAGAUCUUUUGGAACCGGCUCCAGGCAAAUUCCAAUUUGUUCCAGACAACCGGAGGUAUCAGAGAAGCCUUCCGGGAGAAUCGGGAGAAGUGAGGGAGGAUGUUGAUCAAGUAACGCUGUAUAGCUAUAAAGUCCAGUCCACCAUUACUUCUCGUGUGGCCAACACCAUGAUCCAGAGCAAACUGGUGAACAACUCGCCCCAGCCUCAGAAUGUGGUGUUUGAUGUUGAGAUUCCAAAAGGAGCUUUCAUUUCCAACUUCUCCAUGACUGUAGGUGGCAUGACAUUUACAAGUUCCAUUAAGGAGAAAACAGUGGGCCAGACUCUCUACGCACAGGCCAGGGCAAAGGGCAAGACCGCUGGAUUGGUGCGGAGCAAGACCUUUGACAUGGAGAGCUUCCAAACCGAGGUGAACGUCCCGCCUGGAGCAAAGGUGCAGUUCGAGCUUCAUUAUGAGGAAGUGAAGUGGAGGAAGCUGGGAUCCUAUGAGCACAGGAUUCACCUGCAGCCGGGACGGCUGGCCAAGCACUUGGAGGUAAACGUGUGGAUAGUUGAACCUCAAGGACUGCGAUUUCUUCACGUUCCUGACACAUUUGAAGGCCAUUUCGAUGGUGUUCCUGUCAUCUCCAAAGGACACCAGAAGGCUCAUGUCUCCUUCAAGCCCACGGUGGCACAGCAGAGAAAGUGUUCCAACUGCUCUGAGACUGCGGUCGACGGCCAGCUGCUGGUGAUGUAUGACGUGAACAGGGAGGAGAAGGCUGGGGAACUCGAGGUAUUCAAUGGGUAUUUCAUCCACUUCUUUGCUCCUGAGAACCUGGAACCUAUUCCCAAAAACAUCCUCUUUGUUAUUGAUGUUAGUGGUUCAAUGUGGGGAGUUAAAAUGAAACAAACUGUGGAAGCAAUGAAAACAAUAUUGGAUGACCUACAUGCAGAAGACCAAUUCUCUGUAGUUGAUUUCAACCACAACAUUCGAACCUGGAGAAAUGACUUAGUUUCAGCCACUAAAACACAAGUCGCAGAUGCCAAGAGGUACAUAGAGAAAAUUCAGCCCAAUGGAGGCACAAACAUCAAUGAAGCACUCCUGCGGGCAAUCUUUAUUCUGAAUGAAGCCAAUAACUUGGGACUAUUGGACCCCAACUCCGUCUCUCUAAUAAUUUUGGUUUCAGAUGGAGAUCCAACUGUAGGUGAACUAAAACUGUCAAAAAUUCAGAAAAACGUGAAAAAAAACAUACAAGACAAUAUCUCGUUGUUCAGUUUGGGCAUAGGAUUUGAUGUGGAUUAUGAUUUUUUGAAGAGACUAUCCAAUGAAAACCGUGGACUUGCUCAAAGGAUUUAUGGAAACCAGGACACGGCUUCCCAGCUUAAGAAAUUCUACAACCAAGUUUCUACCCCAUUACUUCGGAAUGUUCAGUUCAACUAUCCUGACACAUCAGUAACGGACAUCACUCAAAACAAUUUCCCCAGUUACUUUGAAGGUUCAGAGAUUGUGGUGGCAGGAAGAUUCGACCCUGAUAAGUUGAAGCAAAUACAGAGCAUUAUCACUGCUACUUCGGCAAACACGGAGUUAGUCUUGGAGACCCUGGCCCAGAUGGAUGACUUGGAAGAAUUUCUAUCAAAAGACAAGCAUGCUGAUCCCAAUUUCACCAAGAAAUUGUGGGCCUAUUUAACCAUCAAUCAGCUGCUAGCUGAGCGAAGCCUGGCUUCUACAGAGGUUGCCAAAAAGAAAAUUACCAAAACAAUCCUGCAGAUGUCGCUUGAACAUCAUAUUGUGACCCCAUUCACUGCGAUGGUGAUCGAGAAUGAUGCUGGGGAUGAACGCAUGCUGGCCGAUUCUCCUCCACAGGAUCGUUCUUGCUGUGGAGGUUCCCUGUAUUAUGGUGAAAAAGUUCCACCAACUUCGAUCCCUUCUUGGGCCAACCCUUCUCCAGCACCAGUGGUUUCAAUGCAAUUGGCAGCAUCUCCUGUGCUUGAGUCCACUCCUCCUCCACAUGUGAUGAGAGUUGAAAACGAUCCACAUUUCAUCAUUUACCUGCCCAAAAGCCAAAUGAAUAUUUGUUUCAAUAUUGACUCAGAACCCGGGAGAAUCCUCAACCUGGUUUCUGAUCCGGAGUCAGGGAUUUCAGUCAAUGGUCAGCUUAUCGGUGCCAAGAAGUUCCAGAAUGGAAAACUAAGAACUUAUUUUGGAAAACUGGGAUUAUAUAUUCAAAACAAAGACGUGAAAAUAGAAAUCAGCACUGAGAACAUUACCCUGCAUCACGGCUCUCGUACGUCUGUCUUGUCCUGGUCUGACACGGCUCACGUGGCUUAUCAGAGGGUGGUUAUCUCAGUGAAGAAAGAAAAAACUGUGACUGUCACUGUGGGUAAAGACAUGUUUUUUUCUGUUCUACUUCAUCGUGUGUGGAAGAAGCACCCUGUUAAUGUAGACUUUCUGGGGAUCUACAUUCCACCCACAAGCACGUUUUCUCCGAAAACACAUGGACUUAUAGGCCAGUUCAUGCAUGAGCCCAGGGUGCAAAUCUUCAAUGAGAGACUAGGAACAGAUCCCGAGAAGCCAGAGGCAAGCAUGGAAGUGAAAGGACAUACACUGACUGUCACCAGGGGCUUGCAGAAAGACUACAGGACGGAUACAGUGUUCGGGACAGACGUUCCCUGUUGGUUUGUGCACAACAGUGGAAAGGGUUUCAUCGAUGGACGUUACAAGGAUUACUUUGUGCCUCAGCUCUUCAGCUUUCUUAAAUGGUCUUAAAGGUUUACUGUUUUGGAAGUUGCACAUAUGAAGAUGGCUUCCCUCUUUUCCCUGCCACUUGUACAGUACAGUCAUUUCUCAGUUCAAAUGACUUAAAAAAAAAGAUAUGGGGGGUUAUAGUCUAUUAACACACUUGAAGCAAAUAAAUAUUUUGCAAAGAA